AUGUUUUAUGAAUGUUGUAUUUUUGAUUUUUCAGGUUCAGGAAUCUUCAGUGAUGACCAGCUCCUCCCAGCGCAUCCAGAUAAUCUCCACAGACUCAGCCGUGUCCACUCCUCAGCGUAUCCAGAUUGUAACAGAUCAGCAGACAGGACAGAAGAUCCAAAUUGUAACAGCUGUAGACUCCUCGGUGUCACCCAAGCAGCAGUUCAUCUUGACCAGUCCGGAUGGAUCUGGAGCAGGGAAGGUGAUAUUGGCCACCCCAGAAUCUCCCAAUACCAAGCAGCUGAUUUUCACAACAGAAAACAUCGUCCCGGGGAGGAUUCAGAUAGUAACGGAUGCAGCGUCUCUGUGGAAAGACUUCUGGGAAAAACAGAAGUGCAGCGGCCUCAGAUUAUCGAAUACUGCGUAGUGUGCGGGGACAAAGCAUCAGGUCGCCACUAUGGGGCUGUCAGCUGCGAAGGAUGCAAGGGCUUCUUUAAAAGAAGCGUUCGGAAAAGCCUGACGUACAGCUGUCGCAGCAGCCAGGACUGCGUCAUCAACAAGCACCACCGGAACCGAUGCCAGUUUUGUCGCCUCAAGAAAUGUCUAGAAAUGGGCAUGAAAAUGGAAUCGGUGCAAAGUGAGCGGAAACCAUUUGACAUUCAGCGGGAGAAGCCAUCCAACUGUGCAGCAUCUACAGAAAAGAUCUACAUCCGGAAGGAUCUGCGAAGUCCGCUUAUAGCGACGCCAACAUUCGUCUCCGACAAAGAUGGUGGGAGGCAAUCAGGACUUCUCGAUCCGGGGAUGCUGGUCAAUAUACAGCAGCCACUUGUAAGAGAAGACGGCACUGUGGUUCUGUCUGGAGACUCCAAGACGGAAGCCAGUCAGGGUGGACUGGGAACUCUAGCAAACGUUGUCACAUCGCUCGCCAGUCUCACGGAGUCGGAAAACAAUGGGGACACUUCAGAUGCCCAACCAGAGGACCAAUUCUCCAGUGAGAUUACGCGGGCUUUUGACACGUUAGCAAAAGCACUUAACACAUCAGAGUCAGCUGGAGGACAGAACCAGCCAGAAGCGGACGGGGUGGACCCAGCAGCUGGAGGGAACAUUCACGUCAUUAGCCGGGAUCAGGCCACCCCUAUCCUGGAGGUGGAAGGACCCCUUUUGUCAGACACACAUGUCACAUUUAAGCUAACUAUGCCGAGUCCGAUGCCGGAGUAUCUGAAUGUACAUUAUAUUUGUGAGUCAGCUUCCCGCUUGCUUUUCCUUUCCAUGCACUGGGCUCGAUCUAUUCCUGCCUUCCAGGCCUUGGGGCAGGAUUGUAACACCACUCUCGUUCGUGCCUGCUGGAAUGAACUGUUCACGCUCGGCCUUGCACAGUGUUCACAAGUGAUGAGCCUCUCCACCAUCCUGGCUGCCAUUGUUAACCACCUACAGAACAGCAUACAGGAAGACAAGCUAUCCAGUGAGAGGAUAAAGCAGGUGAUGGAGCACAUAUGGAAGCUGCAGGAGUUCUGUAACAGCAUGGCCAAACUGGACAUCGAUGGCUACGAAUACGCUUACCUGAAGGCCGUGGUCCUCUUCAGUCCAGAUCACCCAGGACUGUCCAGUACGGCACAGAUUGAAAAGUUUCAGGAAAAGGCACAGAUGGAGCUCCAGGACUACGUCCAGAAAACCUACCCUGAGGAUACCUACAGGCUGGCGCGAAUCUUGGUGCGGCUCCCGGCUCUGAGACUUAUGAACUCUAGCAUCACCGAGGAACUCUUUUUUACUGGCCUGAUCGGCAACGUCCCCAUCGACAGUAUAAUCCCAUACAUCCUGAAGAUGGAGACGGCAGAGUACAAUGGGCAGAUCACGGGGACCAGCGUAUAG
Messenger RNA from Staurois parvus, 1848 nucleotides. NCBI's taxonomy places the organism in Eukaryota, Metazoa, Chordata, Amphibia, Anura, Ranidae. The record is from the annotation of a GenBank genome assembly.